Messenger RNA from Cordyceps fumosorosea ARSEF 2679, 558 nucleotides. RefSeq names its product minor allergen Alt a 7. The transcript is spliced from 3 exons. Lineage: Eukaryota; Fungi; Ascomycota; Sordariomycetes; Hypocreales; Cordycipitaceae. Gene Ontology annotation, molecular function: NAD(P)H dehydrogenase (quinone) activity; FMN binding. The coding region runs from base 1 to 558 and encodes 185 amino acids. The record is from RefSeq and is a predicted model, not a curated record.
AUGGUCAAGAUUGCGAUUAUCUACUACUCGAUGUACGGCCACAUCAAGCAGCUGGCUGAUGCCGAGAAGCGUGGCAUCGAAAAGGCCGGCGGCACCGCCGACCUCCUCCAGAUCCCCGAGACACUCCCCCAGGACGUCCUCGACAAGAUGCACGCGCCGCCCAAGCCCACCAACGUCACCGUCCUUGAGGACCCCAAGCAGCUCCUCGAGUACGACGGCUUCCUGCUCGGCAUCCCGACCCGUCAGAUCUGGGCCUCGGGUGGCUACUGGGGCAAAAAGGCCGGCCUCUUCAUCUCCACCGGCACCCUCGGCGGCGGCCAGGAGUCGACCGCGCUUGCAGCCAUGUCCACCCUCACCCACCAUGGCAUUCAGUUCGUCCCGCUCGGCUACGCCAAGUCCUUCGCGCAGAUCGCCGACCUGAGCGAGGUCCACGGCGGCUCGCCCUGGGGCGCCGGCACCUUCUCCGGCGCCGACGGCUCGCGCCAGCCCUCGGCCAAGGAGCUCGAGAUCGCCACCAUCCAGGGCGAGGCCUUCUACAACGCGGUCAAGGGAGCUUGA